This is a messenger RNA of Rotaria sordida, 306 nucleotides long. The record is from the annotation of a GenBank genome assembly. NCBI's taxonomy places the organism in Eukaryota, Metazoa, Rotifera, Eurotatoria, Philodinida, Philodinidae.
AUGUAUACAGUCACAUGGGACAAGAAUGCGUGAUAUUUUAAUGCAGCAUCAUUAGCAACAUCUGAUGCAACUAAUAUGACACUUCAACGUCAAAUAAAGCAAAUACAUGAAAUAAUUGUUGAUCAUAAAAUGAAACAUUUAUCAAAUUUAUCAAUAUAUCCAUUGAGUCAUUUAGUGAAUUUUUUUAGUCAUAUAACGUCAUCACGUUAUAAUAUUAAUACACCAUUAUUAAAACCAUUUUUUGAACGUUUAAAUUCAUUUAAUAAUCAAACAUUAUUCAGUUUACUUGAUGUAAAUAAUUUAUGA